This is a messenger RNA of Alternaria arbusti, 984 nucleotides long. RefSeq lists its product as uncharacterized. The transcript has 3 exons. Gene Ontology annotation, cellular component: cytoplasm; cytosol; nucleus. NCBI's taxonomy places the organism in Eukaryota, Fungi, Ascomycota, Dothideomycetes, Pleosporales, Pleosporaceae. The coding region runs from base 1 to 984 and encodes 327 amino acids. The record is from RefSeq and is a predicted model, not a curated record. Gene Ontology annotation, molecular function: manganese ion binding; arginase activity.
AUGACUUCCGCACCCACACUACAGCCCAAGUUCCUGCCGAACAAGCAUGACCUAGGCAUCGUCGCAGUCGGCUUCAGCGGCGGCCAGCCCAAAGCCGGCGUCGACGCCGCCCCCAUGGCACUCAUCGAAAACGGCCUCAUCAAGCAACUAGAACAAGACCUCGACUUCAACGUCACCUACGACAACCAAGUCCACAACUACUCCUCGCUGCGCCCCGCCUCCGACCCCGAAGUCCGCAAAAUGAAACAACCCAGAUUCGUGUCGGCCGUAACAAAGCAAGUCAGCGACCAAGUCUACGCCCACGCCAAAACCGGUAAACUCGUGCUAACCCUCGGCGGCGACCACUCCAUCGCCAUCGGCACCGUUUCCGGGACUGCGAAGGCGGUGAGGGAGAGGCUGGGCAAGGAGAUUGCGGUGAUUUGGGUGGAUGCGCAUGCGGAUAUUAAUACGCCUGAGUCGAGCGAAAGCGGGAAUAUUCAUGGUAUGCCGGUUGCCUUUUUGGCGGAUCUUGUGGACAAGAAGGAGGAGUUGACGGAGGAUGUUUUUGGGUGGUUGAAGGAGGAGCAUCGGAUUAGUCCGAAGAAGUUGGUGUAUAUCGGGUUGAGGGAUAUUGAUAAGGGGGAGAAGGCGAUUUUGAAGAAGCACAACAUUAAGGCGUAUAGUAUGCAUGAGAUUGACAGGCAUGGUAUCGGCAAAGUCAUGGACAUGGCAUUGGGUUGGAUCGGAAGCGACACGCCCAUCCAUCUCUCCUUCGACGUCGACGCUUUGGAUCCCCAGUGGGCGCCUAGUACGGGUACGCCUGUCCGUGGUGGUUUAACGCUGCGCGAGGGUGACUUCAUCGCUGAGUGCGUUGCUGAGACUGGUCAGCUUAUUGCGCUGGAUCUUGUGGAGGUUAACCCCAGCCUUGAUGCUGAGGGGGCUGGUGAUACGGUUCGCGCUGGUGUGUCGAUUGUGAGGUGUGCGCUUGGCGAUACGCUUUUGUGA